AUGCGAUGGGAGACUAUUCAAACUGUCAAGGGAACAGCACCGUGUAAGCGAUAUGGACAUACAGCCACUCUCUGGGAUAAUUACAUCAUUGUCUUUGGUGGAUGCAACGAAUUUCAGGAAUAUUGCAAUGAUAUCCAUGUGUAUGAUAUACAGAAACAGACUUGGUUUCAACCAGAUAUAAAUGGCAUCGUACCUGCACGCUACUUGCAUAGUGCGUCCGUGUACGACAACAAACUAUUUAUUUAUGGUGGAUUUGCAAAGAAUUCAGAUUGUACCUAUGUGCUAGACGAAUUAAGCGUACUGGAUUUAAGGACUUUUACCUGGACAAAAUAUCACGGCGUACCACCACGAUACAACCAUUCUGCCACACUGGUGGGGCACAAGAUGUACAUUUAUGCCGGUAAAGACGAGCACGGGAACACCAUUUCUGAUCUGUACGUUGUCAACCUCAAUACGCCACCUUACACACCGCAUCUGGUGUUGGGCGGGAAUACCAGUAUGGUCCUACUAAAAAGUCAGCAUUUCUGUGAAGCCGUUUGUGGAAAAUUACUUGUGUUUGGCAGAUAUCUCACCAACAAUGUGGAUUCCAUGUACGGUCUCUGGAUGCUGGAUUUGGAUACCCUCGAAUGGACAAGGCAGGAAUGUAACGCUCAUUUCGAAAUUGGGGGCUGGAAUUAUUUUACAAUCAUGUCCGAAAAUAACACACAUCAUACUAUGGACGACGGACAAGUCUCUCUCAACAAUCUCUUUUUCCUAGGCAACACAGAUCCCUUUCGUCCGCAAGGAUAUGACCACUUUCGUGACGCUUUGGUGAUCAAUGGUGAGUCUUUGGGGCUGUACGAUAUACCCCAGCCACUCCAGGUCUCCUGCGAAUUCUCUCGUCUGCUAAACAAUCCCGAAUUAUCUGAUUUUGUCAUUGUACCCGAGGGUGGUCAGGAAUUUCAUGUACAUCAAGUGAUACUUAUAACGCGCUGGCCGCAUUUUCGAAACAUUUAUAAAUCAGGCAUGAUCGAAAGUCGGCAGCGACGUAUGGAAAUUCCAGAGCCUUACAACGUCGUACUUUCCUUUCUAAAGUAUCUAUACAAUGAUCGGUUGGAUGUGGAUGAGCCCUGUGAAAUCAUUUGUGAAGUGCUGGUGUUGGCCAAUAUGUAUUUACUGUCACGGCUAAAAAAGAUCUGUUGUGAGAGGCUCUACAGACAUCACCUCUCCAUCAACACAUGUGGUCUCAUCUUUGAAAAGGCCAUCAUGGCAGAGGAAGUAGGUCUCAAGUUACUCACACUGGAUUACAUGUUCCGGAAUUAUGGUCAGGUCCUCAAAUCAAAUAUCGUGUCGGAUAUGUCGGCUUCAAUACGGAAAGAGUUUUUAGACGCUGUACCAGAAGACGCCAUGCUCAAUGUAAAUAACCAUCUAGUGACGGUUCAGACAGGUAAACAGACUACCAAUGCCUUUGUCACCACCAAGAUACAGCCUUAUACUUCCACUCCUUUAUACAACUACUCUAAUAACAAUGCUAACGAUUUAAAUACCACGCCAACCACCACUUCUACUUCCACUACCACCGUAGUCUAA
Messenger RNA from Mucor mucedo, 1569 nucleotides. RefSeq lists its product as uncharacterized. The record is from RefSeq and is a predicted model, not a curated record. Gene Ontology annotation, cellular component: Golgi apparatus. Lineage: Eukaryota; Fungi; Mucoromycota; Mucoromycetes; Mucorales; Mucoraceae. The transcript has 5 exons. Gene Ontology annotation, molecular function: protein binding. The coding region runs from base 1 to 1569 and encodes 522 amino acids.